AUGUCCGAGUGUCCGCUCGGCGCAGGGCCAGAGUUCGGCGUGCGGCCCCCGCCCCGUGGCUCCCGCGGGCCCCGCUAUUCAGGCCCAGCUCGGGUUCUGGCGCCGACCCCCUCCCCGGCCUCUGCCCGAGCGCAGCCCAGCCCAGUCCGGAUCCGUUUCAGGACACUCGCGGCCACGGCUAAAGAUAGGAGGACACCUCACCAUCGACUAAAAAUACGACCCCGGGUCUGGGCGAGGGCGCUGAAAGGCAGGAGGGCACUGCCAGGUCCCGGGGGUGGGGCGGGGGCCCCGGCGCAGCAUGGAGGGCUGAACCGGGAAUUCGGGUUCGGGAUGCGCGGCGCCCCGCAGGCCGAGAGGAAUGCGGGCGUGGCCGCCGGGACCGAGGAGCGGGCCGCGCCCACAGCCUCGCCCCACUCGCGGGCCCGCUUGGGCUCCCUCUUCCGAGGCGCAGCGCAGGGGUCCGGCAGCCGCGGGGGCGCGGGGGUCCAGUCCGAGCUCGGGCAGCUGCGGGCCAGGCCGCGUCGGGUGAUGGGGCUGGACACCGCGAACUCCGGCUAUGUCCUUCAGAGCCCAAACUCUCGGUUCUAG
This is a messenger RNA of Rangifer tarandus platyrhynchus (Svalbard reindeer), 588 nucleotides long. The record is from the annotation of a GenBank genome assembly. Lineage: Eukaryota; Metazoa; Chordata; Mammalia; Artiodactyla; Cervidae.